AAUGGUUUCCCUAUGGCUGUUCUAUAUCAUGUGACAUGAUUAGCCCCAGCUUGUGAUCAUGUGAUGGGAAGAAAAGCAGCAGAGGCAUAAUAGGAAGUAAAGACAGUGCCGGAGUGGUUGAGGGCAGGGAGCUACCUGUCUAAUAAAUAGCCAGUUAUGUAUCGAGAGACAGACAGUAUCUCCUUAGGCAAGAGGGAGGUGCGAGAGACACGUUAGAAGAGUGAGGAGAAGGAGGAAGAGGAAGAGAAAAUAUAGGCAGAGAGGCAAAGGAAGAUGGAGAAGCAACAUCAUGAAGCCGUUGUGUCUCGUAACUGGAAAUGUGUCAUUCGUGUGUGGCUGGUCCUAGUGCUGCCAGCUCUGUUUAGUUUAGGUCGGAGUGCACCCUAUAAACAGGUAGCGCCCAUAGUCACAAUGGAGCAGCUGUUGUGGGUAAGUGGACGUGUGAUUGGUGAGGUGGAUACUUUCCGUAUACCCAUAAUUACAUACACACCAAGAGGACAUCUUAUCGCUUUCUCUGAAGCCAGAAAACACUCUGCCUCUGAUUUGGGGGCGAAAUUCAUUGCCAGUCGUAGAUCACAAGAUGGAGGUUACACUUGGACACCAACCUCCUUUAUAGUUGACGAUGGUUCUGCUGAUGAUGGGCUUAACCUGGGUUCUGUGGUGGUGGAUAAUGAGACCGGUGGCAUCUUUAUAGUGUACACAUUGUGUGCCCACUACAUCCGCUGUUCUGUGUCCAGCCUGAUGAUUACCAACAGCUCAGAUGAUGGUCUUACUUGGAGCCCGCCAAGGAACCUUUCUCACGAGAUUGGCACUAAGAUGUUUGCACCAGGCCCAGGUUAUGGAAUUCAGAAAAUGUAUGCCCCCAAUAAAGGGCGCCUAAUUGUGUGCGGUCACGGCACUCUAGAUGAAGAUGGUGUAUUUUGCCUUCUAAGUGAUGACCAUGGAAGUAACUGGAGAAAAGGUGGCAGUUUGCAGGGGCUUCCAUUUAACCAGAAGAAAAGGUUGGGUGACUUUAGCCCAGAUGAAUGCCAGCCUUAUGAGCUUCCAGAUGGCACCGUGGUCGUUAAUGCACGAAAUCAGUAUUUCUACCAUUGUCACUGCCGGAUAGUGGUCUACUCAACUGAUGGCUGCGAUUCACUUCCCCUUGAAAAUGUCAGGUUUGAUGAAGGGCUACCUGAUCCAGCUGUCGCAGCUGGGGCUUUAUACAAAGGAGGAGUUGUCUAUUUUACCAACCCAGCAAAUCUGAAUCACCGUGUCAACCUUACUCUCCGAUGGAGUUUAAAUUCUGGCAUCUCGUGGGAGCAGGAAUCUAUUCAAAUCUGGCCAGGUCCUAGCGGCUAUUCUUCUCUCACAACUUUAUCCAAUAACGUGGAAGAUAAUGAGAACAUAUUUGUAGUCUAUGAAAAAGGCAGAGAAGACAUCACAGAAUCCAUUGCUUUGGUGAAGAUUAACCUUUACGGACUUCUCUGAAACACAACAUUCUCUGUUAUAAAGUUUGACGAUGGAUUCUGAAAGGAUUUUUCUUAUUUGUGCCAAAGUAACUUUUCAUUGAAAACUUUCCAGCAUAUUUUUUAAUAGAUGCUAUGAGGAAAAGUUUUCUGCCACAAGGCGAGUAAAAGGUGUAACGUUUUAGCCACCACAGCCGUCUUUCAGAAAACAGCUGCUCUUUACUACUUGUCCCUGCUUCACACAUUAUUGUAUGGGGAACACUUUGCCUUAAACACACUGUAAGUGACUGGUGGACAUAAAAAAUGCAAGUGUUCAAAAAAUAUUUAUAAAUGGUCCUAAAAAAUGUGUGGAAGCGUGUGUUGGAAAUUACCAAUUGUUUGCUGUUCUUUUGGAAAAAUAAUUCUUGUUUUCAUUUCCCCUUUAUUUUCAUCAUCUCACUUUGUUAAUUGAGGGAAGGCUCUAGCACUUUUAUUGGGUGGCAACUGUACUUGCAUAACUACCUUAGGUCUGCUCAAUGUAGGCAAAGUAGGGCACUGUCCUACAACACAUUUAAUGGACAUACUACUGUUUGAAAAUGUAAAUACCUUGUUUUCCAGCAUAGCAACAGACUGCAGCUGUCUUCAAACACAAUUCCAGUGACUUGUUGACAGCUGUAGUUCUGCAAGUGCAGCACUACAAAACUUUCCCCAUCUGAGACAGAUUGGCUCACCUGCUACUGAUCCUAAAACAUUAGGAAUAAUUGCCUCUUCACUCCUACUUAUAAUAUGGGGCAGUUUAAUGUACCAGGACAAGUCAUCUAUUUUGAUCUUUACAACUGGGUGAUUACUAUUAAGCAUCUACAGUUAGCAGGACUUGACCAGACUACAUUUAGUGCUCCAGUAUUAAUAUGCAGUUGGAUUACUUACAGUUACAAGUCACUCCUUGCUGCUGUUACCAUAUGUAGUAGGUGUGUGUACAUAUGGGGUAGAGCUAUGCACUGUCAGCUGCUCUGUGGAGGCCUGGACAUUGGGAGGUAUAGACAAUAAAAGGUAUAUAGAAAAUG
This is a messenger RNA of Xenopus laevis (African clawed frog), 2491 nucleotides long. RefSeq names its product neuraminidase 1 (lysosomal sialidase) L homeolog (gene neu1.L). Gene Ontology annotation, biological process: oligosaccharide catabolic process; ganglioside catabolic process. The record is from RefSeq and is a predicted model, not a curated record. Gene Ontology annotation, molecular function: exo-alpha-sialidase activity. The transcript has 6 exons. Lineage: Eukaryota; Metazoa; Chordata; Amphibia; Anura; Pipidae. The coding region runs from base 274 to 1470 and encodes 398 amino acids. Gene Ontology annotation, cellular component: membrane; cytoplasm; plasma membrane.